Messenger RNA from Physeter macrocephalus (sperm whale), 4087 nucleotides. RefSeq names its product MAP kinase activating death domain (gene MADD). The record is from RefSeq and is a predicted model, not a curated record. Gene Ontology annotation, biological process: regulation of Rab protein signal transduction; regulation of apoptotic process. Gene Ontology annotation, molecular function: guanyl-nucleotide exchange factor activity. NCBI's taxonomy places the organism in Eukaryota, Metazoa, Chordata, Mammalia, Artiodactyla, Physeteridae. The transcript is spliced from 6 exons. The coding region runs from base 2626 to 3114 and encodes 162 amino acids. Gene Ontology annotation, cellular component: cytosol.
GCGAUAUCAAACUACAAAUAUUGUUAUUUAAUUUGGCUUUUUUCACUUAAUGUAUCACAGGCAUAUCGAUAAUAUGUCUGCAUAUUAUAGAAAUCUGUUUCUAUUUUUUUAAAUGGAUGCUUAACCAUUAGGUGUUAUAUGGAUGUGCCGUAAUUUAUUUAACUGGUCCCUCCAACUUUUUUUUUUAAACAACGCUUCACUGAUUAUCCUUGAACAUAAAUCUUUGCUCACUCACAUGAGAAUUUCUAUAGGAUAGAUUCUUAGUGUGAAAUUUCUAGGUCAAGCUUAUAUACAUUUACAGUUUUGAUAGAUUUUGCCAAAUUGCCAUCCCAAAGACUAUGCCAGUUUACACCUCUACCAGCAGCAUAGGCAAGUAUGACACAUUAUUACCAUCGUCUCUCUAGCCUAGAAAUCAUAUGUUCUUCUAAAUACCUGUCCCUCUCCUUUCCAUCGUGUUCUUAGAGGGUUAUGGAAAGUGGAGUGGUAUUCUCCAUUUUCCUCAUGGAGAGAACCACAGAGUUCAACUGGGGCUAGAAUCCAAGUUUCUAAUUCCUACUCAGCUACGUUGGCCCUUUUCUUCCUAAAGCUUUUGAGCCCCAGUAAAGUCUUAGAUGGUAGAUUAAAACUGGUAAUCUUGUAUAUUCCUCAUUCAUUCACCUAAUUUUUAUGGGGCGCAUAUCAUAGCCAGGCACUCUGCCUGGUUUGCUGGGUUUGGGGUUAUAUCAGUGAAUAAGGGAGACAUAGUUUCUGUUGCCCUAACAGGGUUGGCAAGCCAUUGGGAAAGUCAGAUAAUUAAACACCCAGUGUCAUAAAAUAUAAUGAGCAUUGAGAGAAGAUGUUCAGGGGGCAGGUGUUAUGGGAAUACAUGGCAGAGGGUCUGGGAGUCGUGGGUGACCCUCAGAAGUGACCUUUGAGCUUAGACUUGAAGAAGAGUAGGACUUGAUGGCUGGAGUCGGGGAGGGGAAGUGUGUUCCAGGGGUAUUGGGGGUAGAAUGGUGGGACUUGAUGGUAUAGUUAGAGGAAAAGGAAGGAGUCUUGCAUCAGUCCUCCAUUUCUGGCCUGGGCAGCUGGGGGAGACAGUGAUGCCAUUUACUGAAAUAGGGAACUUAGAAGGAGGAGCUGCCCAGGGAGGAGAUGUGGAGUUCAGAUUUGGACGUGGUGAGUUUGAAGUGCUGCCAGUGAGACAUCCAGAUAGAGGUCAGGACUCAGGAAGACAGGUCUCAUAUGGAGAAAGAUUUGAGAAUCAUCAACGUGGUCAUAAUAAUUAUUAUUAUAUUUCUUAUAUCAUAGUUGUAUUGUUGUUAUAGCAGCUAACUCCAGGGUACAUUCUGUGUGCCUGGCUUUAUUCUAAGAAUUUUUUAAAAAAUUUAUUUAAUUAACUAGUUUAUUUAUUUUUUGGCUGGCAUUGGGUCUUUUUUGCUGCGUGCAGGCUUUCUCUAGUUGCGGCGAGCGGGGGCUACUCUUCAUUGCAGUGUGCGUGCUUGUCAUUGCGGUGGCUUCUCUUGUUGUGGAGCACGGGGCUGUAGGUGCACAGGCUUCAGUACUUGUGGCACAGGGGUUCAGUAGUUGUGGUUUGUAGGCUCUAGAGCACAGGCUCAGUAGUUGUGGUGCACGGGCUUAGUUGCUCCACGGCAUGUGGGAUCUUCUCGGACCAGGGCUCGAACCCGUGUCCCCUGCAUUGGCAGGUGGAUUCUUAACCACUGCGCCACCAGGGAAGUCUAAGAAUUUUAUGCACAUUAACUUAUUUAAUCUUCACAGUAACUCCAUGAAGUUAUUACUAUCCCCAUCUUACACAUGAGGAAAUAUAGACAGAGAUUAACUUGCUUAAGGUGACACAGCUAAGUAAGGAGACAGCCUUAAAUCUAAAUCCAGGUAGUCUGAUCUUACACCUGUGCUCCUACCCAUUAUGCUAUAGUGUCUCCACCAUAAUUGAAGGCAUACGAACAGGUACGUCCUCCUGAGGGAGAAUGUUGAGCAAGAAGAGGAUGUGGAGAACUUUGCCUUUUAGUUUAUAUCAUCCUGUGUAGUAUAAUUUUUUUUUUGCAAUAAGCAAUGUCCGUGUGUCACUUGUAUAAUUAAUUUUUGAAAAGAUUUAUGCAGAACCAGAGCCGAGCCAGGAUUAGAAAGUGUGUUGGUUCCAUUUUUUUCCUCCUUGGUUAAGUCUGUCCUAAUCCCCGGCCUUUGUGCUUGUCAAUAGCGAUGAUUCCUAAGGUUGUAAGGUAGAGGCAUAAGAUAUCCUCUGCGUACUUUAAGUCCAGAACAUGUAAGAAGUAAUGAACACUGACUGAAGUGAAGUGAGCCUCCUUCCUUGCCCACAAGUUCCUUUCAACAGCUCCUCCUCUGUCAGUAAAACUUCUAGUGGACGAUGUGUCCAGCAGUUCAGUGUUUGUGUCUCCACAUAAGGAAGACUGAGCAUAAGACAGAAAACCUGACCUUGGGGAUGCUCCUAGGACCAGUUGUCCCAUCUUUCCCCGUGGGGAGCAGCGUGCAGUGUGGCCUGGGGUGGGAAGAGACCAGGGCCACCGACUGCCCCGUGCGCCUCUGCAGGUGUGUGACGACUGCGUGGUGCUGCGUAGUAACAUCGGGACAGUGUACGAGCGCUGGUGGUACGAGAAGCUCAUCAACAUGACCUACUGUCCCAAGACCAAGGUGCUAUGCUUGUGGCGUAGAAACGGCUCUGAGACCCAGCUCAACAAAUUCUAUACUAAGAAGUGUCGGGAGCUGUACUACUGCGUGAAGGAUAGCAUGGAGCGUGCUGCCGCCCGACAGCAGAGCAUCAAACCCGGGCCGGAGCUGGGUGGCGAGUUCCCUGUGCAGGACCUGAAGACUGGCGAGGGUGGCUUGCUGCAGGUCACCCUAGAAGGGAUCAAUCUCAAGUUCAUGCACAACCAGGUUUUCAUAGAGCUGAAUCACAUUAAAAAGUGCAAUACAGUUCGAGGCGUCUUUGUCCUGGAGGAAUUUGUUCCUGAAAUUAAAGAAGUGGUGAGCCACAAGUACAAGACACCAAUGGCCCACGAGAUCUGCUACUCUGUGUUGUGUCUCUUCUCAUAUGUGGCCGCUGUUCGUAGCAGUGAGGAAGAUCUCAGAACCCCACCCCGGCCCGUCUCUAGCUGAUGGAGAGGGGUUAAGGCUGCCCCAGCCCCGGGGCCGUCCCUUGCCUCUCGCUGUUCCCAAGUGCACGAUGCUGCUGUGACUGCGAAGUGGGUGACGCGUGUGUGUCCUCUGCAAGCCCCCUCGCUGAGGCUUAGAUGGGUCCCAGUUCUGUGUGUCUCAGUGUCUUAGUGUGUCUCACAGGGCUGAGCUAGUCUCUUCCAGCUUCUUCCUCUCCACCCCCAAAAGACCAUCCUCCUGUCCCCUCGGGGCGCAGAAGUACGUGUGUGUCUGUCUGUUGGGCCAACGGCUUCUUAAGAACUCGGGAGUACAGGCCAGUGCGAGCCCACUAUUACGUGUCAUUGAGACAUUUGUGUUGUAGUUUCUCAUCCUUGACAUUAUAACCUUCCAGAGCAGGACUUGGGCUCUCCGUCCUCUGUGAUCCGGCACCACUAGGUGCCUGGAGCAGUCCCACUAUGGGGAGUUGAGGGCAGCUUGAGGCUUGUCCCCCCAGACAAGGGGUGGGUGGGGAAAGGAAGGGGGGAGAGUCAAGGGGCAGCAGAGCGAGUGGCAGCCUCCCUGCUUCCUUAGUUCCCCCGGGAACUUCCAGGCAGCUCCCGAGCUGGCAGCGACUGCCCGUGGGCACAGGCCUGGCUGCUGCUCCCAUGGUCGUCUCCACCACUGCAGGGGGGCUGCACUGACCGGCUGCUGUUUGCUGAGCAGCAGUUUCCUUGUGGUCUGCGUGGCCUUCGGCAGGGGAGAGCAAAAUGACUGGGGCUAGGAGAGUCCCAGGGACCACAGGCUGCCGUGCCCAGGGACCUGGUGGUGUGGGGAGAGGCCAAGUUCAGUAUCGACCUCUGUGUCUGCGGGUAGCAUCGCAGCACUGGCUGCCAGAGGGAGAGCGCCUGGGAGUGGGCAAGAGAUGACUGUAAAUAUCUCAGCUGCACAUUAUUUAUAGAACAUGUACAUUUGUGUGAAUGUGAAAUAAAGGUCCUUA